Molecule: messenger RNA, 575 nt
Organism: Saccostrea cuccullata (small rock oyster)
Lineage: Eukaryota; Metazoa; Mollusca; Bivalvia; Ostreida; Ostreidae
Product: peritrophin-1-like
Exons: 5
Coding region: 104-535 (143 amino acids)
Cellular component (GO): extracellular region
Molecular function (GO): chitin binding
Source: RefSeq, a predicted model, not a curated record
CCUUGAGAGUGUAGAAACGGACUUUCAGUUAUACUGUUUCAUUGGGUUUACCACGACUUUAACUCAUUAAUUAAGAAGGAAAAAAGGACGUUUUAAUUCAAAAAUGCAAUUUACAUGGUUAUAUACAAUCGUACUUUUAAGUCUGGUGGUGUGUUGCACAGGUGGAAAAAAGGGGGGUUGCAAAACAGGCGACACAUCCCCCGAUGAAAAUGAUUGUACCAAAUACUUUGUUUGUGAUAAUGGUGCUAACGUUACCAUGCAAUGUCCAUUUGGAACAGCUUGGAGUGAUAAAAAAGCAACUUGUGUGCGAGCAGACACUGUUGGAUGUAAAAUCAAGUUACAGUCUGUGAAAGCAGAAUCUGGAAAUUUUACCUGUCCUGCGACGUUUGGCUAUUUUGCCGAUCCAGACAACUGUACGAAGUUUUACAUGUGUUCCUGGGGAAAACCAACCUCCAAGCAAUGUGUAGGGAAUACAGGAUGGGACUCCAAGGGCAAAUUCUGUAACUAUAAAGACAAUUUGUCAGGCUGUUCGUGAUUAAAUAUUGUGCAAUCGGUUAAAACAAUGUUUUGCUGUU